GGCGGAGCGGCCGCAGCGCGAGCCGCGCUCCCCAUGGCAGCGGCGCGGGGCGCGGGGCUGAGCGCGGCGGCGCUGCUGGCGCUGCUGGCGCUGCUGGCGCUGACGGCCGGGCGCGGCGGCGGCGGGGAGGGUCAGCGCGGCUCCCCGCACCCGCUGCCGCCGGGGUUGCGGGAGGAGCUGCGGCAGCGGCGGCGCGACCUGCGGCGCCUGGCGGGGGGCGGCGGGGAGGAGGGGGAGGCGGCGGCGGGCGGGCUGGGCUGCGGCGACCUGAGGCUGGUGACGGGCGUCAGCGUGCUGGGCUGGGGCUUCACCAAGGUGGUGUCGCGGGCGGCGCUGGCGGGCGGCGGCGCGGUCGCCCUCAAGUCGGUGCACGGGGCGGGACGGGAGGUGCGGCAGUGCGUGCAGCGCUACGGGGCGCCCGCCGGCUGCCGCCGCCUGGCCGCCUACAAGCUGCUCAAGGAGGUGACGCUGCUGCGGCGCCUGCAGCAUCCCGGCAUCGUCCAGCUGCGCGGUCAAUGCUAUGAUAAUAGCGGAGAUGCUGAAAUACGGGUCACAGCUAUACUGGAGCUGGGAUCCCCCCUGGAGAUGAUUCAGCUUCUGCAGACUCCCUGGGAGGAGAGAUUUAAAAUUUGCCUGAGUCUUGUGAAACUGCUGUUUUACUUGGCACAUUCUCCCCUGGGUUCAAUAGUCCUCUUGGAUUUCCAGCCGAGGCAGUUUGUUAUGGUGGAUGGAAACCUAAAAGUGACGGACAUAGAUGAUGUUAGCACUGAAGAACUGUCAUGCAAGGAAGAUAAAGACUGCACGCUUGACUUCCCUACCAAAAGCUUCCCUCUCAAAUGCUCUGCAGUUGGGAAGUGUGAAGGAAUAAAUGAAAAGAAGAAUCUUUUUAAUGCAUAUCGGUACUUUUUCACCUAUCUUUUACCACACUCUGCACCACCGGCUUUGCGACCCUUUUUGAGUGAUAUUCUGAAUGCAACAGGUGAUUUACGAUAUGGAAUAAAUGAAACCCUGAAAGCUUUUGAAAAGGUUUUACACCUGUACAAGUCUGGGCUUUAUCUGCAGAAAAGGCCUCUUCUUUUAGAAGACUACAUCUCCUUAAAGGGCUUCCGAAUGGUGGAACGAGAGGAUUACAAGUGCUGGCCCUCCUACAGCCACCUGGGAUGCCUGCUGUCCGUUCAUGGUGCCGAGGAAGCCGCUGCUAUUUGUAACUCCCAAAUGCAGUGUCAAAGUUUUAUCAUCACACAGCAGAGGACGUGGACAGGACGCCCACUCGCCUCGUUUCAGAGUAGCCUGACUGAUUUAAUACCGGAUACUAGUGCCGUAGUCUAUAUUAAACGAUUGGCUUCCUCAGAGGAAAGACUUCAAAGACAGUGAGAUCACAUAAUACUGAUCCUGGGAUGGACAAACUACUGGGGAGAAUUUCAUAUGCUGAAAAGAAUGACAUAUUUUAUCUUGCUUUGGGGUGGGAUCUUCUUGCCAGCUCAGAUAGAGUCAAAUGCUGCUGUCUCCUUAAUCAAAGCUCAGGUUUCUCUUUGCAGCCCCGCUAGAUUUUUUAUCUGUUCCCACACUACUGUUCCACGUAAACGCUCCCAGUUUUAGUCAAAUGUCACUAGACUGUGCAAGACCUAGUUUUGCUGCUUUUGUAACCAGCUUCUCAGCCAAAAAAUAGAAAAUAGCUGCAAGGGAUCUGGCUUGGGUAGGCUUAGUUGGUUCAGACGCCUCCAAAAACCUACGAAUAAUGCACCUUGGAGAACACAACGGCUCCUUCCACAGCUGCCAACCAAGAUUUCAUACCACUGCAAAUGUAAAGGAGUGGAUUUCAGCCAUGGGGCCAAGGUUGCAGGGUUGGGAAUCUAUAACCGGAGGUUGAUGAUGGGGGGGGCCUUCCAAGGAGGGUCUUGAUUCGAUUCCUUCCAGGGCAGGGGAGGGAAGCAGUGUAUAGGACAACUCUGGAACCAAAUAUCUGGAUGUUUGGAUGCAGGAUUUGGGUUUGACCCUAUAUGAUUUGUAAUGCCAACUCCUCAUGUAUCAACCUUGAAGGUUUUUCUCUGUUACUUUCUGUGAAAGAGACAUUCAAAUUAUUUAUAAGGCGUUACUCUGUAUGAUAAAGAAUGACUGUUUAUUCUAAGCAUGCUCUUGAGAAGUUUUCCUCUUUAAUUGUCUAAAUCUUUGCUGCAAUGAAAUGAACAAAUGCAAGGGUUCCCCACCUUCAGCUCACCUAGCAUCAUCACCCACAUCUGAGGACAACCUAUGAGUGGUCUCAGCAUUGUAUGAAUGCACCCGAGUCUCUUGAGCACUUACAUCUUGGAGGAUGCUUUAUGAUUACAUUUGCAGGGCCACAAGCGUAGAAGGGACAGUCUGGUCUCAAGAGCCUUUUGCAUCUGCUCUUCACUAAAAAUGUGGCCUCUGAAAAAGAGGUGGGAGUUAGUAUCGUUUCAGGCUGUAGGAGAUGACAAUGUAAUGUACCACUCCUGGCAGUGCCUGGAAGCAGUGACCAUAUGGUACCUCUUCUUGUAACACAUUUCAUAGAAUCAUAGAAUCACUAGGUUGAAAAAGACCACUAGGACCAUCGAGUCCAACCAUUCCUAUCAACCACUAAACCAUGUCCCUGAGCAUGGGAUUUGGGGAAAGCCCAAAUCACUACUCACCUCAGCACCUGAAAGGGAAGGUUCCUACUGUGUAGCAGGCACUGUGCAAUGCCACAUUGAGUUUUAUUCUUAGCCCAUGUUGUUGGGUGCAAAUGAUGGCUCUCAGGACAUUGUCAUUGACUUCCUUGUAGCCUACCAUGGUGUUGCUAUUUCCAUGUAGGUCCCCUAACAGCCAGGGUACCCCCCAAACUGAAGAGCCUGAGUUCUUCCCUGAAGUUGUGCUGUGUUUUUCAUUAUCUGGUCCUGUUUCCUCAUGCAGGUGCUCACCAUUCAGCUCGUUAGUACUCUAUUAACCCAGAGCAGUGCCAUUGUAUGGGGGCUUUCUCAUGCACUAUAACCCCUGCUGCUUCCACUGAGGCUCAGGGGCUCUGAUAGUGAUAUCAGUUAAUGAGAAUUCCUAGUUAGCACAACAGGAAGGAUCUUCUUGGUAAAGGCCAUGUUGCUGCAGGCAUUGUGAAGGCAAGGCUUUUUGAAUGGACAGCCACAGAGCUCUCUUCAUUACAGUGGGUCCUGUGGAAGUUGAAGGAAAAGUCCUGCCAGGGGUCCGCUAUUGUUUUACAUUGACCUCGCAGAGCAGGGCUUCAGACAAGAGGUAAUGAGAGUUUAUCUCAUAUUUCUCAGCCUCCUGAGAUACCAAUCAUAAGUAUGUUCCCCAAAGCAAGGGCAAGGGCUGUCCAGAGUAAUUUCAGAAAGGAUAGAAACAGACAAUGGAAAAGUUGAAGUGAUUCCAGUUUGUAUUAGAAAUAUCUUCCCAUUUCAGAAAAUCUCCCCAGGUAAAAAAACAGUGGGUAUUUUAUUCAUGUGAUGUUCCUUUCAUGCUGCAGAUUUUUCGAUCAAAUUUUCAUUGUAUAGUUGCCUGCCAGGCAUUCAGAUCCAGACCCUCAGCAGAUGGUGAAGGGUAUGGCAGCGUCAUUUGCAUAAAUGUGGAUUCUAGCAUCAAAUCUGCACUUAGCACCUGGGAGCAGAGACUAUAUCAUCCUGCCUUAAAAGUUUCGAGCACACAGUGCUAAACAAAUAAUAAUAAAUAAAUAAAAAGGGAAGCCAAGCUUCAAAGAAUCUUAAUGCUUGAUCUGUGACACGUGGCUUUUGUAGGACCUUUAAGACAUCUAGUUCACCACCUGCAGAUGAGUAGGUGCAUUCAUAGAGGCUGGACCUCGUAAGCACAUUCAUCACACUAGCACAGACCAGCCGCUAGGGCAGAGGUACACAUUCAGAUCCAAUUCUAUUAAUGUGCUAGAGACGUAGAAGACGCUGCAAAUAUGCUGGUAAAAGUAUAUGCACAGAUUCUCUUUGUACCUCUGUGCAGCUCCCCAUAGCGCUACCACCUGGUGGACAUGCCAGCUUCAGUCUGAUUUAUGGCAACAUCCACUGCAGCCCCAUGGUGCCCAGUGAAUGCUGGGUGAGGGAAAAUGUUUCAUCACGCUGCUGCAUCUAGAGCUAUAAUUUAACAUGUGUUUGAGGAAACAGUCACUGGACAAAGGAGUUUCCACCCUAUGUUUCCCCUAUGUUUCUUUUUGCUGUUAUCAUUUGCUAAGAAGCCUUUUCCAAUGGCCAUGUCAGAAUGGCAUGUAGAAUUAAUUCUCUACUAGCCUGCAGUGAUGCCUGAGCUGCAGGCAGCUCGUGAGUGACUCAAGUACAGCUGCUGUGCCAGGUCUGUGUGGAGCACCCAGACAGUCAGGCUAUGGGAGCAAGCAUCGUCUCUGCAGCUUUUUGGCCCAUGUGGCUGUCUUGUAGUUCACUAUCUUUAUGUCUGAUCUCACCCAAUCAGUCUUUAUUCAUUCUAUCCUUUUAUUAAUUUACAACCACUUCAAGCAACUGUAGACUUUCAAUGCCAGUGAAAAUUACAGUGCACACCUAAAAACUGUACUUUAGUAACAACGGUAUAUACAAAAGUCAGAUAAAAACAUUUGUUGCCCUUAAAAUUCCCGGUUGCUGGAGUCAAUUUGUUUCUGCUAUCACUGAUCAGCCACCACGGUGGAAUAUGUAACAGAGGAAAGUGCUUGGAAGGAAACAGCAGGGGACUGACUGUGGUGGAAACCAUGUGUGCUGGAGGAAUAAUAUUUACCCAAAUGUGUCUAUCAUAUCUUCACAAAGGAUGCUGCCAUUGCUAGAGAAUGGAUAUGAAAAUGUUGACUCCAUAGAUAAAAGUAAGGAAUAUAAUUUUUUAGACACAAACU
Molecule: messenger RNA, 4825 nt
Organism: Cuculus canorus (common cuckoo)
Lineage: Eukaryota; Metazoa; Chordata; Aves; Cuculiformes; Cuculidae
Product: extracellular tyrosine-protein kinase PKDCC
Exons: 7
Coding region: 34-1374 (446 amino acids)
Biological process (GO): protein phosphorylation
Molecular function (GO): non-membrane spanning protein tyrosine kinase activity; ATP binding
Source: RefSeq, a predicted model, not a curated record